GCAUCCUGGAUGUUCGCUGUUGUUUUGUCUAUCCCAAAAAAGGCAUUACGAGAGUCCCAGACCAUGAACAUUGUGGGCCAGUUUGCAGAGACUGUGUUUGUGACAGUGAAGGAGCUGUACCGUGGACUUAAUCCCGCCACUCUAACCGGAGGGAUCGAUGUCAUCGUGGUGCGACAGCCUGAUGGAUCGUUCCAGUGUUCCCCCUUUCACGUCCGGUUCGGAAAGCUGGGUGUGCUGCGCUCCAAGGAGAAAAUCGUGGACAUUGAGAUAAAUGGAGAAUCAGUUGACCUGCACAUGAAGCUGGGGGACAAUGGAGAGGCUUUCUUUGUUGAGGAGAAUGGAAACAUGGAGUCCCAGGUUCCAGCCCAUCUGUGCACCUCCCCCAUCCCUCUUGAGGCUCCUGAGGAUCUCGACGAGAUGGCUGAGGGGUCCUCCGUUUCUGGGUCGGGCCAUCGCAGGAAGAAACGCCGUCGCAAACGAAUGCGUUCUGAUACUCACCUUAGAGAUGAUGCCGGCUCUUCAUCAGAUGAGAGAGAAAGAGAGAGGGAGUGGGAGAGAGAGAGUGAUCAGGCCGGACAGGAAAGUCCUGUUAAAGAGGGGCCUGUCAACUCUUUGCAUGUCAGUAAAUCAGUAUACUACUCACUCUCUGAGGAGCCUGUUGAAGAGCUGGGGGCCUUGCAGGCUAGAGACACCCACCCUCACUCAGACGGAGAGCAGUCACCCUCAGAAAGCAGUGUGUUCUUCAGCCGGCCCCCCUCUCCUAAGAGCGACUCUGAGCUUGUGGUCAAACUCCAGGGGUCUUCUGGGCCUCAAAUUGAGUGGAACUGGGGAGGUUUUCCUGUGCUGUGUCAAUCAGAGAGGACCCCAGUGGAGUUACAGCGCAUCUCCCCUUCUGGCAGCUCUCAUUUCCGAACCAUUGAGAGACAAGACUCCUUUGAGAUGAGCUAUGAGCCUGCAAUCAGCUGUGGCAGAGUGGGCAGUGUAACUGUGAUCAGACCACAACCAAGGACUCAAUCUCUAGAUCUAGGCAGCCUCACUUUGCAGACCCCCCCUUUAUCGAAGGACAAAAGCUCUAGCAUUGCCCACUCCACCCCUAGUGACCUCUCCAUGUCAUGUGUACCAGUAGCAAGGUGUGAUGGGGACUCUAAAUUAGGGGAAGAGAACAGAAACUCCUCUUCCUUUUCAGCCAAAGUCAUACAUGGAACCGAUUUUCCUGUCUGCAAAGAAAGCACAAUCAGUGAUGGGCACUUUAACUCUGAGACUGAUGCUAUUAGUCCUAAAAAACAAAAUAGUGAGACCAAUUUAAACAACGCACAAAUCCAGCUUGUAAAGGAAAGUGAAGACUGCUCAAGUUUAAGUACUACAGAGGUAACAAAUCCACUUCUACAGGGAGCUUUAUCAGAGCACAGUGAACAUGGGUCCACUAGCAGCGCUCCUGUGAGUGAGGGGGACAGUGGGAUAGAUCCCUGUGCAGAGGGAGCAGAGGAGGACUGCAGACCAACAGCUUCUGGGAGAGGUGCUGGGACCAGCUGGACUACUGUGGAGGCUUCAGCGAAUUCUUCAGAGGCAUCUACUAAAGUGGAGCACCAGGAGAAGAAAAAGGGUAAACGAAAUCACCAUCUCGGACCAACAGAUAUUUACUUGGAUGAUCUGACCAAGCUGGACCCUGAAGUGGCUGCACUCUAUUUCCCCAAGAGUGAGACAGAAGGAGGGUUUCAGCAUGGGGCUGAGCAGGGCUCCUUUUCUGGGAGCCAGUCACCUCAGUCAGUAGGGAGCGGGGCAAUGGACAGCGGGACAGAGUAUCUGUCCGAUUUCACAUCCUACAACAUGGAUGUCAGCAUGUCUCUCUGUGGACAGGUGGGAGACACCAGCCAGAUCACUAAAGAAAAGUUCAUGGAGCAUAUUGUGACAUACCAGGAUUUUGCCAAUAAUCCAGGAAUCAUUGAAGACCCGAGCCUUGUAAUCUGCAUCAAUUCCAACUAUUAUAACUGGGCUGUGGCUGCUCCAAUGGUCUUAUCGAUGACAGCUUUCCAGAAAAAUCUACCCAAGAGUGCAGUAGACCGGUUAGUGAAAGACAAGAUGCCCAAAAAGUCUGGCCGCUGGUGGUUCUCCUGGAGGAGAAGAGACAUGGACAGUAACCAGCAAAAGAUCUCAAAAGAGGAACAAGAUGAGCAACUGGCUAGAGCAUCUUCUUCAGUAAAAGCUACAUUGGAUGACAUGGACAGUGACGAGGCUGCAGGACUUGGCAGAGAAGCCGUCAUUCCCUCCAGCCUCUCAACAGAUACCCUCAGUGCUACUCAGUGUAUCAGCCAGAUCUACCGCAAAUCAUUGCGUCUGACCUCAAAACAGAUAGAGCAAUUAAACCUGCGUGAAGGAGCCAACAAAGUAGUGUUCAGUGUGACCACACAAUACCAAGGCACCUGUCGCUGUGAGGCUGCCAUCUACCUGUGGAACUGGAAUGAUCGUAUCAUCAUAUCAGACAUAGAUGGCACCAUCACUAAGUCUGAUGCUCUGGGUCAUAUUCUACCUCAGUUUGGAAAAGACUGGACUCACAAAGGCAUCGCCAAACUCUACCACAAAAUCCACCAAAAUGGUUAUAAGUUCUUGUAUUGUUCAGCGCGGGCUAUAGGCAUGGCUGCCAUCACUAAGGACUACCUGCAGUGGGUGAAUGAUAAAGGCACUGUCCUGCCUAAAGGCCCUGUGCUUCUGGCUCCCAGCAGCCUCUUUUCAGCACUUCACAGAGAAGUUAUUGAGAAGAAGCCUGAGGUUUUUAAGGUUGCCUGUCUCAGUGACAUCAGGGACCUGUUCAACCCACAGAGACGGCCCUUCUACGCUGCCUUUGGCAACAGGACUAACGAUGCGUAUGCUUAUAAGCAGGUCGGGGUGCCUGAUACCAGGUUAUUUACAGUCAACCCAAAAGGAGAGCUCUUCCAGGAAAAAACUAAAGGGAACAAGUCCUCAUAUAGCCACCUGAGUGAGCUGGUGGAACAUUUCUUUCCCAUGCUGUCUGUGGAGGGUAGCAAGUCCUACGCUCUCGACUGCCCCGAGUACAGCAGCUUCUCCUACUGGAAGGAGCCUCUGCCAGAGCUGGACCUGGAUGCACUACAGUAGACACAGACGUGCACAAACAUACAAAUCUGUAGCAGGGCACAUUUACUCUUGUCUGUUUUUCCCCUUAAGCAUGCCUUCAAAACGGCUGCCAACUGUUAAAAUGAAACAAACAGAGGCAGCUGUUCCAUCUUCAAAAGACAGAGCCAGAUUAAGUCACAGUCGGCAUGGAUUUUGCAUUUCAGAAAGUGGAUAAAACAUAGUGGGGCACUUCAUCUCAGCAGUCAUACUAUCUUUGGCUGUUAACACAACAUUUCACUUGUUUAUGUAGAAUUCCUACAAUGAAAAAACUGGACAAAUAUGCUUAGGACUGUUUCAAUUCAUUGUUUUUGAGUGCAGCCAUAAUGGUUAAAUAGAAUAUAGGGAAAGUCUCUCAAUGCUGUGGCACAUUUCAGAUGGAGACCCUCUCCAAACAGGAACAGAAAAUACGCUGUAAUAAAUGUUAAGAAAUAAUGCCAAAUCUAUCCUCUGACUAGCUAUAAAACAAACCUGUUAUUGUUUUUAAUGGUUUGAGUUUAUUUGUUGUUGUGUGUUGAGGACAACAGAAUUUGUUUGGACUUUGGCUCAUUAUGGGGGUUUUAUGGCUGUAUGUAACCAGGUAUUCAAAUACGAUCUGAGAAUGUAUUUAAAAUGUUUGAAUUAUUUUUAAGAAGUUAGAUCCAGUAGUGAUGUGAUACUGCAUGUGUUCGGUUACUGGGUUGGUUAAAAGGGACAACAGCAUUUUUAUCGGACACCCAUGGACUGCAAUAACAUGUUUAUUUAAGCAUUUUCAAAACAUGAUGUACAACACACACAACACUUGUUUUCUUUCUUUCAGGUACUUUACUACGGCUUUUUUUUUUUUUAAUUUGUACACUACAUGAACACAUAGGUGGGUCAGGAUGAUACUGACCUUACACAUGAAAUGUGUUAAUUUAACGGUGUAGCAUGCUGCUGUGCCUUUGUACAAUGGAGAAAUUGGUAUAUUUAUUAUUUUUGCAUAAAUGUCAUUAUGAAACUGUGAUUAAAUGCAUUAGAGCUGAUGAUUUGGAUGAUUUUAACCAAACUUGGAGAAAUAUAAAUUAA
Molecule: messenger RNA, 4173 nt
Organism: Cheilinus undulatus (humphead wrasse)
Lineage: Eukaryota; Metazoa; Chordata; Actinopteri; Labriformes; Labridae
Product: zgc:123305
Exons: 20
Coding region: 10-3111 (1033 amino acids)
Biological process (GO): positive regulation of transcription by RNA polymerase II; cellular response to insulin stimulus; fatty acid catabolic process
Cellular component (GO): nucleus
Molecular function (GO): transcription coactivator activity; phosphatidate phosphatase activity
Source: RefSeq, a predicted model, not a curated record